Messenger RNA from Cornus florida, 726 nucleotides. Its product is annotated as thioredoxin H1-like. The coding region runs from base 94 to 465 and encodes 123 amino acids. The record is from RefSeq and is a predicted model, not a curated record. NCBI's taxonomy places the organism in Eukaryota, Viridiplantae, Streptophyta, Magnoliopsida, Cornales, Cornaceae. The transcript has 3 exons.
ACACAAAAGUAAAAGAAUAUUGGUGGAUAAACGAUUUCAAGAGCUUCGAUUAGGUUUUUUGUUUCUGUCAGGUGAAGAGUUCAAUUUAUACCAAUGGCUUCGGGAGAGGGAGAAGUUAUUGCUUGCCACACUGUUCAACAGUGGGACGAUCAGCUUAAGAAGGGAAAUGAUUCCAAGAAAUUGGUUGUGGUGGAUUUCACUGCGUCAUGGUGUGGACCAUGCCGUUUCAUUGCCCCAAUUGUGGCAGAGUUUGCCAGGAGGAUGACCCAUGUCAUGUUCCUCAAGGUGGACGUGGAUGAAUUGAAGUCUGUUGCCGAGGAUUGGGCUGUGGAGGCAAUGCCAACUUUUAUUUUCCUGAAAGAAGGAAAGAUAGUGGACAAGGUUGUGGGUGCAAAGAAAGAUGAUCUCCAGCUGACAAUUGCAAAACAUGCUAGUCCUACUGCUCCUGCUACUGCUUCUGCUUGAUUGUAUGCUUAGAGGAGAUAAGGACCUUGGUACCUUUUUCUGUGUGUUUAUGAUAACUAUGGUGUUGCGGUCUUGUAAGUUUCUCUUUGUGGGUGUUUGUAUUAAGGUAGUAACCUACUGCAUGAAGUUAAGGGUGUAACCUUGAAGCUAGUUGUUACCUUAAGUUGUAUGGUUGAUAUACUUGAAUCAUUUGCACAUAAUGUUGCAGUGAAUAAGAUACUAGUUGCAAAAUAUUAAAAAUAAGUACUCUUGCUUCUUUAA